AUAAUCACUGACAUUCUCACGUAUGAAGCGUGUAGAUUUACGUGUGUUGUUAUUUUCUAUUACAAAAAAAGACUUGCAAAUUAAAAAAAAAAAAACGAGAAGAGCAAAAAAAAAGAAGAGCAGAAUCGACAGAAAAUUCAAAACUAUACGACACAAAUGACGACGUAAAAUUUAGCAGUUUUGCAAUAAAAUAAAGUUUAUUUUGGUUGUUGUACGGAAAAAUUGUGUGGAAUUUGUGUAUACUUGUGAGGUUCCCAUUCCAUUUGGAUGGGUCAAGUGAAAAUUACUCGAGAGAAAGAAAUUCAGUGCAGUUCCACGCAGAAAUAUCCAAAAUAAAUUUGUUGUGGAGUGUAGUGUGGUAUUUUUUUUCAUUUGCAAAGUGUCUACUUUUUUUCGUCGUGUUUUAUGAGCGAAUACCGAGAGAGAUUUUCGUGUAAAGUGUGACAAAAACCAAAUUUUUUUUUAUCGUAAAAAGAUAUAAAUCAUUGUGAUUAAUUUUGUUUGAAACGGUUGCGCGCUUUCAUUACACUUGUUAGUUUUGAGCCAAUUAAGAAAGAUUGUGAGUGAUAUUUGUUGUUGUUAUUAUGAUGGAUUUCAUUGUGUGCACUGCAUGAUGGUCAUUCACAAGUUGUUCGCGUAUGCUAUUCGAUGAGCCUAUUGAACGGGAGAGUGUCAGUACGCGUUUGUGCUCUCCACAAAGCGUUCGGUCAGCAUUAUAACUCUCUGUUGCACAUUUCUUCCAGCUAACACGAUAACUCAAUCAAUCGGAUGAAAUAUUCUCGGAAAAUUGCCCAAUCUUGCCCAAACAAAGCAAAAAGUCAUUGAAUCUGAUAGUAGAACUACGUAUUAUACAAAAUAUAAUUUAUUAUUUGGCCAUCAUCCCAUGAAAAAAACAAAAACAAAAACGAUACGCCAAGACUAAGCAUAGAAAGUGAUACAAUUUUUGUCGAAUUUAUUUGUAUUUAUGACAUAUCAUUCUGAAGCGCGUCAAAUUCGAGAUCAACACAUGGAAACAAUGAAAUCGACUUAACAAGAGAGAAUCGCAAAAAUAUUGAUAAAACACGCCGUUAUAUAAUCCUUUUGUUUGUUACGAUUUUAAUUUGAACAAAUAUUUAUAAUACAAAAUCAAGUCGCAGAAGACGACAACUGAAAGAAAGAGAGAGAGAGAGAAACGUCAUCCAGGAUACAGAGGCGUGUAUGGAAAGGUUAACAUAAGUUCGAUAUCUUCGGAAAGUGCGCUGAAUGUGAUUUCAUUUUGCGCCUGCUGCACUUGCAGAGUGCAAUAGAAUCGAACAAUUUGUGUGUGCAGAUGCUCACAAUUUUCCCAUUUUAGCACCGGGCAUUUUCGGUAAUUGCAUUCGUCGUGUGAACAGAGAAGCGCAUAUCAUCAAGCAAACGUCAACAAUUUUACGGUGAUUUUUCAUGGAAAUUAUAGUUUUUAGAAUCGAACUUAAAUCGAUCGUUCAUUUAUUAAAGUGUUUAUCAACAUCAUCAAUCAUAGUUAUAAAGAGCAAUUUGGCAGUCACAUAAAAACAAAUUAAAUUGAUUGCAUUGUCUCUGUGACAACGAAUCGGCUCAUUAAAUUAAUAGUUACUAGUGAGAGUUCAAGUACAAAUCAAAAGAGCAAAGAAAUGGAGUGAUGUAGUGCCAUUCACGCAUAGAAAAUUUGCAAAAGACCUUUGUAUAUUGAGAGAAAAAAAAAAACAACAACAACAACAUAUAAUUCAGGAAAACGUGAAGUGAAAACCAAUCGAUAUUAUGUGUGUACGAUUCUUUAUUGCAAGCACGCCAAUGAAAUAAAAUAAAACCAAACCGAACUAAAUAAUCCUAGAUUGCAAACAGACACACACAAACAAAUAAGAGUAACAAUCAACUUAUUGAAUGAAUGAUUCAUGUUCAACUCAUGCAACAACACAUCCAAAAAGCAAUAGCAAUGAAACAAAAUAACAUAAUCAUAGCCUAGAUAAGUGAAACGAGAAGAAACAAAACAAUUGCAAGUUAAUACAAAAAAAACGAGCGAACAAAAAAAAUAAAAGCAAUUUUUGUUUGUUUCAACCGGGCAAUACAACGUAAGCCCACGCCGGAAAAAGGAGAACUUAUGAUAUAGUGAAGAGAAGAAGACGAGAAAGAGAUAAAAACAACAUACAUCCCAAUCGAAACAGAUCAGCAAAAUAUCGUUUUCUUUAGAGAAAAAAAAAACAUAACAAAUUUACAAGCAAUGGAAAUGGAACAGCAACAAAAUAAUGAAUUGGAUCCAAGAAUUCAGAUUGAAUUGGAAAACUUGAAUACAGCCACGGAAGAAAUCAAUCGAUUGGAAAUCGAAUUAGAGGAAGCAAAUUCAACAUUUAACAUAUUAUACAAUGAAUCAACGCGUCGUUUGAAAUUGCUGAUAAAAAAGUUGGGUAGUUGCAUCGAAAAGUCACGGCCAUAUUAUGAAAAUUCGGAAAAAGCUCGUUUGGCGCGCAUUGAAUGUCAAGCUGCCGCAGCUGAAUUUCGGCGUGCAAAUGAAAUACAUGCGGCAGCCAAAGAAACAGUUGCACUUGCAGAAGAACGAUUUAUGACAAAUUCGCACAAUUGGCCAUUUGACAAUGCAUGGCAGGAAAUGUUGAAUCAUGCAACAAACAAGGUUGCCGAAGCAGAGAAGAAAAAGGCUGAAGCUCAUGCAGAGCAUCAACGGAAAGCGCAUGUUUUCAAUAAAAUCGAUUUAGAGACGCAACAAAUUGAAGAGCGUCAACGGCGAAAUAUUCAAAAAUCACGUCCAUAUUUUGAAGAAAAGCAAUUGUGUCAAGAGCAGCUUGAGACUCAAAAAGAGCGCAUCCAUGAGCUUGAAAUACAAAUAAAAAGUACAAAAGCAUCGUAUGCGAUGUCGUUGAAAAAUUUAGAGAAAAUCAGUGAAGAAAUUCAUCGAACGCGUGGCACCGAUUUGAGUAUAACACCGCCAGGACCAAUGGGCGAACGUGAACCGGGCGUCGGUGCAACCGAUGACGAUGACUACGAAGAUCCAAGCUCAAGUGAUACGAUUAAAGAUGAAAACAGCAAAAAUAAACUUAAGAAUUUACCCAUUGCCGAUAUCAUGAAUCAAAUGGAAAAUGAUAAUUCAAUGGAUGCAAAAUCACUCGACACCAAUUCCAUAUUCAGCGAGGAUAAAGACGAUGAAGAUUAUGCACAAUCAUUGGACGAUACAUUGAGCAUGAAACGUGGCGGUAUUUAUGCUGAUGGUGUCGGUUCAAGUAGCAUGACAACAAAUAGUCGCAACGAACCGGCCGAUAUAAUAUCGGCCGAUUGUGAUAAUCACGAUUUGAAUUUGGAAGAACUUCGACAAAAAGUUAAAGUGCUGGCCGUUCGGCCAGUUGAAGGUGGCGAUGGACAAACAAAAGACUGCUGGGAAAGUGAAUUGAAUGAAACGGUUAAUAAAUUGGAUCGUUUGAUGAUGUUACAAGAAAAUAACAAGUCCCGGAAUGUGAAUUCAAAUCAAGGUGUUGUGCACAAUUCUUCCGCAUCGAAAUUAACAGGUGGACUCGUCGACAAACCACCAAAACCAAUAAAAUAUUCACAGGCAACUAAUAAUCAUUUCUAUACGCCAACACACACCGUAUCAUCAUCGAUGGCACGAGCCAAUUGCGAAUCUCACAUUCAACCAGUCAAUAACAGUCAAACCACAACACCAACAACAACAACAACAAGCAGUACAACAAAAGCAUUUUUAAAUAGUUCAUUACAAGCGGUACAACAGAAAAUGUUAGCAUCCAGUCAAACAUCAACAUCGUCCGCGUCAUCGAUCACAAAAGAAUUACCAUUACUAAGUCGCAUUUCGAAUGAAAUCUCUGCCAAUACGGCCAAUACAGUUAAAGUGCUAAAACGACGAUUAUCAUUGAAUUAGUAUAGUUUUUAUGUAUGAUGACAGGCUGAAUGUGACGAUUGCCACAAUUGAUCAUUAGACGAUUAGAAGCAAUUAUUUUUGAUGUACUCUAUUCGGAUUACAAAGGCGUUCAAGCCAGUAAUGUUUUAAUGGCGUUUAUAGACUGUUAUUUGACGAAAACGAAAAAAAAAAAUAUUUCAAUUCGGGGAUUUGGAAUUAAAACCACGACCGUAACUAAAAGAUCUGAUUAAAAGUGUGCAUACGCUAUAAUCAAAUUAUUAUCACAAAAGAGAAUAUUGGGCAAAAAAAAAUCAAGCAAAAUUAUCAUAGAUAAGUGUCUUGAACGAAAAGAUUACAUUUUUUUUAGAAAGUCACCCACAAAAAUGGGGUACACAAAAUGCAAAAACAAUUUUACCGAGUUCAAGCAGCAUAAUACAUUUUAACCAAAAUUGUUAGAUUUAUUAUCAACGAAUUUUAUCACCGAAAAUGGAAAAUCUACUUAUACAAAAUAUAAAUUUAUUAGAGGAUUUGUUGAUAUUAUUCAGAUGUGUGAUUGAAACUGGAAAGAAUUGUCUAUUUUUGUUCCAUUUCUCUCCGUUCUAUUUUUUAAUGUGCAAACAACACAAAUAACAACAAAGACUUAUUUUCGUAUGUAAAUAUUUUAUGGGAUUAAAAACAUUGUCACAUUUUGUUUUAGUUUCGAUUAAUAUCGACUUGGUUUGGUCAAAAGAGCAAUAAAAUUGCAAUAAAACCGAUGAUAUUUUGCGAUGUGUCCUCAGUUCACCAUUGAUUUCGAAAUUUUAAUGUUGAAAUCAAUCGAUUUUAAUUUUUGUUUUGGAAUAUUUAUUUGAAGAUUGAAAAAACGGAUAGUCAAUAUUGCUCACAUCUUUCAGUAGAAAACAAAGUUGAACUAUUUAUUUGGAUCAAACGAAGGAGUUUACGUCACAGACAAAUCUCACCGGUGUGCAUACAUAAAUUGAACUACCAUAAAAAAUACUGCAACUGAUGAGAGCUAUGUAUUUUGUCUUUAUUGCCUUAAGUUUUAAACUAACCGAUAAAAUCUUUGUUAAGAAUUUUAGCAAGAGCUUUUGUUUUAAAGAGACAGCAUUUAUCGAUUACAUUUAUGCAUUAGAUUUGCAAAUGUUCAUGACAAAUAUGCACUAAACAAUUUAUUGUU
Molecule: messenger RNA, 5036 nt
Organism: Contarinia nasturtii (swede midge)
Lineage: Eukaryota; Metazoa; Arthropoda; Insecta; Diptera; Cecidomyiidae
Gene: pcs
Product: SH3 domain-binding protein 5 homolog
Exons: 7
Coding region: 2219-3880 (553 amino acids)
Biological process (GO): negative regulation of protein tyrosine kinase activity; intracellular signal transduction
Cellular component (GO): cytoplasm
Molecular function (GO): protein kinase inhibitor activity
Source: RefSeq, a predicted model, not a curated record